Molecule: messenger RNA, 1068 nt
Organism: Adineta ricciae
Lineage: Eukaryota; Metazoa; Rotifera; Eurotatoria; Adinetida; Adinetidae
Source: the annotation of a GenBank genome assembly
AUGACAACUCUCCGAGUGUUGUUACUUUUUAGUCUCUCAUUAUGUACCAAGGGGCUGUACGAAUGUUAUUUUGAUUAUGAUGAAAAAUGUCUGUCCGGUCUUUCAUCAGCUUCAUAUGUUCUACUCAAUGAAACAAGUGACGAACCACGACAACCCGCUUCGGAUGCAACAGCGAUUGGAACGUACAACGAUGAUGGCGAAUGUUUUUUUCCAUACGAAUUGAAUUCCUAUCAAAUGUAUUUCUGUGCAAAGACAGAUCCGGAUUUACCAGCAACAUGUCCAAGUUUUAACUCAACAGGACCCAAGCUGAACUGCAGUGAAGGUGAAUAUGGAUACGAAAAAUUUGAAAACGAAGAAAUCGGUUCGCGUACGCAUCGACUUGACCCAAGACGUACUCUCGAAGCUGGUGAACAUUGCAUCGAGUUUUUUUACUAUCUAUCAGAUAAUAAAUCGAAUGCGAGUAUAAAUGUCAUAGUUGAAGAUACAACGUCGAAUACCAAUACUACAAUUCUAUCGGCUUCUGAACGUCAUGAAAAUCGAUGGCAUGAGAUUCGAAGGGAUUUCUAUCUCUAUAAUGAGAAUCCAACGAUCUAUUUCGAAUUCCAACGAGGAGCUUCUCUCGAUUCGUUACCAUUCUACCUCGCAAUCGAUGAUAUAAUCAUCAAUAAUCUCGAAUGCGGACCGAUAAAUACGACUACCAUUCCAACAACGACAAUUAUCACUACGACGACCUCAACUACGACAACAUCGACAACUACUACAACUACUCCUCCCACCACUUCUCAAACCACGACGAGCACUACAGUGAGCACUUCUACAUCCACAAAAACAACAACAACAACAACAACAACAACAACAACAACAACUACUACAGUCAGUUCAACAAGAACAACGACAUCUUCUGGAUCGACAACGACGACAACAACAACGAGUUCUUCCACAACUUCUAGGACUACUUCUACAUCCACGAUUACGACUAAUACGCCACCAUCAUCCUCAAUUCAAAUUCGAUCGAACUUUCCAAUGUUUCUCUUUUUCUUCUUAUUUUUUCUAUUAAAAAAACUCUAA